This is a messenger RNA of Camelina sativa (false flax), 2536 nucleotides long. RefSeq names its product cullin-2-like. Gene Ontology annotation, cellular component: cullin-RING ubiquitin ligase complex. Lineage: Eukaryota; Viridiplantae; Streptophyta; Magnoliopsida; Brassicales; Brassicaceae. Gene Ontology annotation, biological process: ubiquitin-dependent protein catabolic process. The record is from RefSeq and is a predicted model, not a curated record. Gene Ontology annotation, molecular function: ubiquitin protein ligase binding.
CAUAAGACGCCAACUUGUCGAUUCUCACAGCUCUCCCAAAUCCCGGUGAUUUCGGAUUCGAUAUUGUUCGGAAUCUUCUGAACCUUGUUGUUCAAGGGAGCUUUGCCAAGAGUUUGUCUCAUAAUGAUGCCUGUAAUUGAGCUGGAGCAUGGAUGGUCCUUAAUGGAGACUGGUAUUUUAAAGCUUAAGAGGAUUCUCGAAGGAUGUCCUGAGAACUUUUCGGGGGAAGAAUAUAUUGCUCUAUACUCGGCUGUCUACAAUAUGUGCGUCCAGAAGAUUCCUAAAGAUUUCUCUAAGCAGCUUUAUGAUAACUAUGCUGAUGUUAUUAACGCUUAUAAUAAGGAAACAGUGUUGCCUUAUAUAAGGACGAAGCAUGGCGAAUAUAUGCUUAGAGAGUUUGUUCUCAGAUGGAAUAACCAUAAAGUUCUGGUUAGAUGGUUAUCCCGUUUCUUCUACUACCUUGACCGUUACUUCACUGCUAGGAAUAAUCUUCCAUCACUGAAUCUUGUUGGCUUGACAUCCUUCCGCGACCUGGUUUAUCAAGAGGGGCAGUCCAUUGCCAAAGACGCUGUACUAGCACUUAUUCAUAAAGAACGUGAGGGCGAACAAAUUGAUAGAGCACUGCUGAAAAACGUAGUAGAGGUCUAUGUUGGGAAUGGACUGGGAGAGAUGGAGAAAUACGAAGACGACUUUGAAUCUUUCAUGCUUCAUGAUACCGCAUCUUACUAUUCUUGCAAGGCCUCAAGCUGGAUCGAGGAGGCUUCUUGUCCUGAUUACAUGCUAAAGUCUGAAGAGUGUCUAAAAAAGGAGAAGGAGAGAGUCAGUCACUACCUUCAUUCAUCCACAGAGCCCAAACUAAUUGAGAAAGUACAACAUGAAUUGUUGGUUGUGGUUACUAAAAGGCUUAUAGAAAACGAGCACUCAGGGUGCCGUGCCUUGCUAAGAGAUAACAAGAUGGAUGAUCUCGCCAGGAUGUACAGGCUUUAUCAUUUAAUCCCGCAAGGGUUGGACCCUGUUGUAGACUUAUUCAAGCAGCAUGUUACUGCAGAGGGAAAUGCCCUUAUCAAACAAGCUGCCGACGCAGUUACUGAUCAGGCUGAAAGUGCUAGUGGCGUGCAGGUGCAGGACCAGGUGCUUAUCAGAAAAAUAAUUGAGCUACAUGAUAAAUACAUGGUCUAUGUCGAUGAGUGUUUUCAGAAGCACACCCUCUUCCAUAAGGCAUUGAAAGAGGCAUUUGAAGUCUUCUGUAACAAAACAGUGGCUGGAGUGUCCAGUGCCGAAAUACUUGCAACGUAUUGCGAUAAUGUCCUGAAGAAAGGAGGAGGAACUGAGAAGCUUAGUGAUGAAGCAAUUGAAGAAACGCUUGAGAAAGUGGUUAAGUUGCUGUUUUAUAUAAGCGACAAGGAUCUUUUCGCCGAGUUUUACAGGAAGAAACAAGCCAAACGGCUCUUAUUUGAUCGCAGUGGUAGUGAUGAUCACGAAAGAAGUAUACUCACGAAGUUAAAAGAACUACUCGGUGGGCAGUUUACUUCUAAGAUGGAGGGCAUGGUGACGGAUAUGACAUUGGCAAAAGAUACUCAAAUCGGAUUUGUGGGAUAUCAAUCCGACAAGACAAAGCUGGGGAUUGAUUUUACUGUUACUGUUCUUACUACUGGUUUUUGGCCAAGUUACAAAACAUCCGACCUAAAUCUACCCAGUGAAAUGGUAAACUGUAUUGAAGCUUUUAAGGCCUAUUAUGCAACAAACACCAAACACAGGAGACUUUCAUGGAUUUUCUCUCUAGGAACUUGUCAUAUCCUUGGAAGAUUCGAUAAAAGACCACUCGAGUUGAUCGUUACCACCUACCAGGCUGCUGUGCUAUUGCUCUUUAACAACGCAGAUAGAUUAAGCUACACUGAGAUCUUGGAGCAGCUUAACCUCAGCCAUGAAGAUCUUGCCAGGCUGCUUCAUUCACUUUCAUGCCUAAAGUACAAGAUUCUUAUUAAGGAACCAAUGUCGAGGAGCAUCUCGAAAACAGAUACCUUUGAAUUCAAUUCCAACUUCACUGAUAAGAUGCGGAGAAUUAGGGUUCCCCUUCCACCAAUGGAUGAGCGUAAGAAAGUUGUUGAGGAUGUUGAUAAAGAUAGACGCUAUGCAAUUGAUGCGGCUCUGGUUAGGAUAAUGAAGAGCAGAAAAGUGUUGGGGCAUCAACAGUUGGUGUCGGAAUGUGUCGAGCAUCUUAGCAAAAUGUUCAAGCCUGAUAUUAAGAUGAUAAAGAAACGAAUUGAAGACUUGAUCACCAGAGAUUAUUUGGAAAGGGAUAGCGAAAACCCCAACACUUUUAAGUAUCUGGCUUAGUCACAAAGAGUUUUAAAAAAAAAACAAAGGGGUGUUAUUGUUAUUGUUUUCUCUUUUUUUUUUUGGUUUUCGGUUUUGUAAAUGACCUUACAUUCUUUUUGUCGGAUCAUUGGAAAAAAGAACAAAUUUCUCUUCACCUUCUUCGUUUUCCAGACAAUUAUUGUGUCGCCAUACUUUACUUUGUGGGUGAUUUUCUAGG